GGACCCGUACGUAGAUACAAACCUCCUCCUCUUCUUCUUGUUUCAUCUCUAGUUGGUUUCUGUCUUAAAACUCUCCGUCUCUCUCAGCUUUCAUCCCCGCCAUGGGAGAACUAGCUCAUCCUCCUCCUCCUCAGGAACUGCAACUCCACAUCGUGGGUGAUCAAGAAGCCAAAGAAGAGAACCCAUCCCACCCCACACGCAUCAUCACCAAUAAUCAAGCAACAAUAACCCCUAAACCCAAGAACUUCCAUUGGUGGGCUAGAGUGGCUCUCUACUCAUUCCUUCUGCUCUCUAGCCAGGCGGUGGCCACACUCCUUGGGAGGCAAUAUUACAGUGAAGGAGGCAACAGCAAAUGGCUUGCCACAGUUGUCCAGGUUGUGGGCUUCCCAAUCCUCUUCCUUCUCUAUUUUAUCUCCACAUCCAAACACCCCAAUAACCCUAAGAACCCCCACAUCCAAACAGACCCACGAGCUCGAUCCCAAUCGCAAUCGCCCUCCCUCAAAAGCCUUGCCCUUGUGUACAUCUCUCUUGGAACAAUUCUGGCAGUAAAUUGCUACUUAUACUCAGUUGGCCUCUUGUACCUACCUGUCUCCACCUACUCCCUUAUUUGCUCCUCCCAAUUGGCGUUCAAUGCCCUCUUCGCCUUCUUCUUAAAUGACCAAAAGUUCACGCCCUACAUAGUUAACUCCCUAGUGUUGCUCACAAUCUCCUCAACCCUUCUUGUGUUCCAAUCAAAUUCAGAAGACCACAAGGGGGUCUCCACAGGGAAAUACGCAGUAGGGUUUUUGUGCACCAUCGGGGCAUCAGCUGGUUUUUCUCUUAACCUAUCCUUGACCCAACUCUUUUUUAAGAGGGUCAUAAGAAAGGAGACGCUUACGGCAAUUUUGAACGUGCUUGUGUACCAAUCUUUAGUGGCCAGUUUGAUUAUUGUGGUGGGGUUGUUUGUGAGUGGAGAGUGGGAGCACUUGGGAAGAGAGAUGGAUGAAUAUAAGCUUGGGAAGGUUAGCUAUAUGAUGAACUUGAUCGGGACGGCAAUUUGUUGGCAAAUGUUUGGAAUCGGCGCGAUUGGAUUGAUAGUAGACGCGUCAUCUUUGUUCGCGAACUCGAUUAGUGUAGUGGGGUUGCCGAUUGUGCCCAUUUUCGCGGUCGUGUUCUUUGGGGAUAGGAUGGAUGGGAUCAAGGUGAUAUCUAUGCUCUUAGCCAUUUGGGGGUUCCUUUCUUAUGUGUACCAACAUUACUUGGACGAUGCCAAGUUGAAGGCUCAAAGGAAUAGUGUUGGUGGGGAUGAGGUAAAUGUAAGAUCACCACUAAAUUCUCCAAAAACUGGUGAAUGAUUGAAGAUGGCGGAAUGUUUUAGUUUGUGUUUAGCUAAGUAGUAGAGACAGGUAAUUUCUUGCUGUAACCACUUGGUG
Messenger RNA from Rhodamnia argentea, 1412 nucleotides. RefSeq names its product purine permease 21-like. The transcript has 2 exons. The coding region runs from base 102 to 1334 and encodes 410 amino acids. Lineage: Eukaryota; Viridiplantae; Streptophyta; Magnoliopsida; Myrtales; Myrtaceae. Gene Ontology annotation, cellular component: membrane. The record is from RefSeq and is a predicted model, not a curated record. Gene Ontology annotation, molecular function: purine nucleoside transmembrane transporter activity.